Molecule: messenger RNA, 1818 nt
Organism: Lycium barbarum (goji berry)
Lineage: Eukaryota; Viridiplantae; Streptophyta; Magnoliopsida; Solanales; Solanaceae
Product: heterogeneous nuclear ribonucleoprotein Q
Exons: 9
Coding region: 197-1636 (479 amino acids)
Cellular component (GO): nucleus
Molecular function (GO): mRNA binding
Source: RefSeq, a predicted model, not a curated record
GAAAAAUUAUCCCCAAAAUCAAAACCCUAAACCAAAAAUCCAGCUGGUUCAUCAAUCUAGGGUUUAUAAAUUACCACCAAAAAAAAAAAAGAGAGACGCAAAAAUUUACUUUGCUUCCAUAGUUGAAAGAAACAAAAAGGGUUCUCAGUUUCAUCUCACGAGUUGCAGCUCCAGCUUAUCUUCCUAGAAAUAUAAGAUGCCGAGAACAAGGGCCAGUGCUGCAGCUACUAAAUCUGAACCUGAGAAGCCUGUUGAGACUGAAGAGCAGGUCGACUUUGAAGGGGAUAAUGAAGAAGAGGAAGAGAUUGAGUAUGAAGAAGUAGAAGAAGAGGUGGAAAUGGAAGAGGAAGAAGAAGAGGAGGUAGAAGAGGAGGUGGAAGAAGAAGAAGAAGAAGAGGAAGAGGAGGAGGAGGAAAAUGAAAGUGAUGGAUCUGAUGAUGGAAAUAUGAAAGUCGAUGCUGAGGAUGUGGAGAAAAAGCAUGCUGAGCUCCUCGCCCUUCCUCCUCAUGGUUCAGAAGUGUACAUAGGUGGUAUUACUCAAGAUGUUUCUGAGGCAGCUGUGAGGGAAUUUUGUGAGACAAUUGGGGAAGUUACGGAGGUAAGAAUAAUGAAAGGGAAAGACACCACUCAGAACAAAGGAUAUGCAUUUGUUACCUAUAGAAACAAGGAAUUGGCGUCCAAGGCUAUUAAAGAACUCAACAACACUGAGCUUAAGGGGAAAAGGGUAAAAUGUUCUGAAGCUCAAGCUAAACAUCGGUUAUUCAUUGGUAAUGUUCCGAGAACCUGGGGGGAGGAAGAUAUGAGGACGGCUGUAACAAACGUAGGGCCCGGAGUUAUAACUAUUGAGUUGGUGAAGGAUCCUCAGAAUUCUGGUAGAAAUCGUGGAUUCGCUUUUAUAGAAUAUUACAAUAAUGCAUGUGCAGAGUAUUCAAGGCAAAAAAUGUCAAAUUCAGACUUUAAGCUUGAUGAUAAUGCACCAACUGUUAGCUGGGCAGAUCCCAAAAAUGCUGAAACUGCUGCUUCUUCACAGGUUAAAGCAGUGUAUGUGAAGAACUUGCCCAAACACAUUAACCAGGACAAGCUAAAAGAGUUGUUUGAACAUCACGGGAAAAUUACGAAGGUAGUUCUUCCUCCAGCUAAACCAGGACAAGAACAGAGCAGAUAUGGCUUUGUUCACUUUGCUGAGAGGUCAAGUGCUAUGAAGGCCUUGAAGAACACCGAGAAAUAUGAGAUAGAUGGGAAAAUUCUGGAGUGUUCACUCGCAAAGCCUCAGGCAGAUCAGAAAUCUUCGGGAGGAUCAAGCUCACAAAAGGGACCCACACUUCCAACUUACCCUCCUCGUAUUGGCUAUGGAAUGAUGGGAGCUCCCUAUGGUGCUCUAGGUGCUGGAUACGGAGCUCCAGGUGUUGGGCAACCAAUGGUCUACGGAAGAGGAGCUACACCUGGUGGCUUGGCAAUGAUGCCGAUGCUUUUACCUGAUGGAAGAAUCGGAUAUGUCCUGCAACAACCAGGAGUUAUGCAUUCCCCACCUCCAGUAUCACGAGGAGGUGGACGUAGUGGCGGAGGAGGAGGUUCAAGUGGUGGAAGGCGGGGUGACAGUGGCGGACGAGGGCGAUCCCGUUACAACCCAUACUAGGUGUAAAUGAGCCCCAGCAAUGUUUUAAAGCACAAUAUUUAAGAUUACUCACUUUGAGAAUUUUUAAGUUAUUUGACUGAUGCAUCUGUAGUCUGUUUAAAGAAUUGACUCUCAUCUCUAGUCUCCCUCUGACAAUCUCUGUUCACGGCAUCUUUCUCCUGUUAAAGUAAAUUUUUUAUUUU